GGUUUCAUAAAAAUCAGAGAGACAAAAAAAAAGUAGUUUGGAGAAUUAAGAAGAACAAAGUCUAUUCGAGACGAAGAAGAACCUCAAGAAAAUCAUCAUCUCAGGUUAAUAAAAAAAAGAUGGGUUAUUGGAAAUCUAAGGUUGUUCCAAGGAUGAAGAGAUUGUUCGAGAAGAGUCCAGCAAAAAAGGAAGUUGUUGAGGAGGAGAAGCCACGAGAGGUGGAAGUUGUGGAGGAGGUCGUCGUGAAAACCGAAGAACCGGCCAAGGUCGAAGAAACCAAACCGGAGGAAAUUGCAACCGGAGAGAAAGAGAUAGAAAUAGUUGAAGAGAAGAAAGAAGAGGCUAAACCCGUGGAGGUUCCGGUCCCGGAGGAGAAGAAGACUGCGCCAGUGGAAGAAAAGAAGCCAGCUGUGGAAGAGGAGAAGAAGCCUGCCGUGGAAGAGAAGAAACCUGUGGUGGAGGAGAAAAAAGAAGUUGUUGCCGCGGUUCCGGUGGCUGAAACUCCUUCGACCAAGGCUCCCGAAACUCCAGUGGUUGAAACUCCGGCCAAGGCUGCGGAAACUCCGGAAUUUUCUUCAUGGUACAUUUUUCUACAAAAAUAUUGAUUGUCUUUGUGUGGAUAAUUUAUUUUCUGUGUUUAUUUGUUUUAUUAUCCAUGUGAAAUUUCUCUAUAACAUUAAUUUGCUUGCUUGAAUUAUAUAUUUUAUGAUCCAAAUCUUAUU
This is a messenger RNA of Arabidopsis lyrata subsp. lyrata, 722 nucleotides long. Its product is annotated as plasma membrane-associated cation-binding protein 2. The coding region runs from base 120 to 605 and encodes 161 amino acids. Lineage: Eukaryota; Viridiplantae; Streptophyta; Magnoliopsida; Brassicales; Brassicaceae. The transcript is spliced from 2 exons. Gene Ontology annotation, cellular component: plasma membrane. The record is from RefSeq and is a predicted model, not a curated record.